GACAGCGCGGGGACAGCGAGGGGACAGCGGGGACACGGCGGGCACGGCGGGGCGACAACGGAGGCGACAGCGGCGAGCGAGGAAGGAGCCGGGGUGGCCCCACCCCCCCCCGGCCCCCCCGAGGGGCGGCGCGCAGCGGCGAUGACGUGGCGCCCCCUGGCGGCCCCCGCGGCGCACCUGGCGGGGACCCUGGCGCUGCUGCUGGGGACAGUGGCACAGGUGACAGGUGACACGCGUGUCGUUGGCGGUCACGCGUGUGUCCCGCACUCGCAGCCCUGGCAGGUGGCCGUGCUGGACAUGUACAAGCUGUACUGCGGGGGCGUGCUGGUGGCACCGCGCUGGGUGGUGACCGCCGCGCACUGCACCACGCCCGGGGUGACCACAGUGGCGCUGGGCAAGCACCGGCUGUACGCGCGCGAGGCGGGCGAGCAGCGCCGCAUGGUGGCCCGCAUGGUGGCCCACCCGGGCUACGACCCGUCCACCAAGGACAACGACAUCAUGCUGCUCAAGCUGCUGGCCCCCGCCGCCAUCUCGGCCCGCGUCCGGCCCAUCCCGGUGGCCUCGUGCCUGCCCCGGCCCGGCACCGCCUGCGUCACCUCGGGCUGGGGGGCCACCACCUCCCCCGAAGUGACGUACCCCGAGGUGCUGCAGUGUGUCAACGUCACGCUCUUCUCCCCGGCCGAGUGCCGCAGUUUCUACCCCGGCUCCAUCACCGACAACAUGAUCUGUGCCGGGCACCUGCAGGGAGGGCGGGACUCCUGCCAGGGUGACUCCGGCGGCCCCCUGGUGUGCGAGGGCACCCUGCAGGGCAUCGUCUCGUGGGGCAUGGAGCGCUGCGGGCAGCCGCGGCGCCCCGGCGUCUACACCAAGGUGUGCCGCUACGCCCGCUGGAUCCAGGACACCAUGGAGGACACCUGAGGUGGCACCCGGGGGACGCCUGAGGGACACCUGAGGUGGCAUCUGAGGGACACCUGAGGGACACCUGAGCUGGCACCUGAGGUGGCAUCUGAGGGGACAUUAAAGAUGUGCCGGGGACUCUGGGUCCGCGUGGUUCUUGUGCUCCAAAAUUGGGAAUUUUGGGGAUUUUGGGGGAUUUUGGGGUGAAUUUGUUGGAUUUUGAGGAGAUUCCGAUGGAAUUUUGGGGAAAUUUUAAGGGGAUUUUGAGGAGAUUUUGACAAAAUUUUUGGGGGAUUUUGGGAUGAAUUUGUGGGGAUUUUGGGGUGAUCCCGAGGGGAUUUUGGAGGUUCCAGGACACCAUGGAGGACACCUGGGGGACACCUGAGCUGGCACCUGAGGGACACCUGAGGGGACAUUAAAGAUGUGCCGGGGACUCUGGGUCCGCGUGGUUCGUGUGCUCCGACAUUGGGGAUUUUGGGGUGAAUUUGUUGGAUUUUGAGGAGAUUCCGAUGGAAUUUUGGGGGAAAUUUGAGGGAAUUUUGAGGAGAUUCCGAGGGAAUUUUGGGGACAUUCUGAUGGAAUUUUGGGGAAAGUUUGAGGAGAU
This is a messenger RNA of Passer domesticus (house sparrow), 1501 nucleotides long. Its product is annotated as kallikrein-14-like. Gene Ontology annotation, molecular function: serine-type endopeptidase activity. Lineage: Eukaryota; Metazoa; Chordata; Aves; Passeriformes; Passeridae. The transcript is spliced from 6 exons. Bases 142 to 918 code for a protein of 258 amino acids. The record is from RefSeq and is a predicted model, not a curated record. Gene Ontology annotation, biological process: proteolysis.